Molecule: messenger RNA, 1017 nt
Organism: Diaporthe citri
Lineage: Eukaryota; Fungi; Ascomycota; Sordariomycetes; Diaporthales; Diaporthaceae
Exons: 3
Coding region: 1-1017 (338 amino acids)
Molecular function (GO): oxidoreductase activity
Source: RefSeq, a predicted model, not a curated record
AUGCUUCCUCGCUCCGUUUUCAACAUCGUCUCCCUCGCAGCGGCUGCAGCCGCGAGCGCUAUUCCCCGUGCCGAUGGCGCCUGCGCAAACCCGGCCAUUCGCAAGGAGUGGCGCGAGCUCACCGACGCCGAAAAGGCCGAGUACAUCCGUGCCGCAGUAUGUCUGCGCGGGCUCCCCAAGGCCAAGUAUGCCGACAUCGACGCCGUCACCACGCGCAUGGACGACCUGGUCUACACUCACUUCUCCCUGAACACGGAAAUUCACUUUGUGGCCAACUUCCUCCCGUGGCACCGCUGGUAUGUGAAGCUGCACGAGGAUCUUCUGCGCGAUGAGUGCGGCUUCACCGGGACCCAGCCGUACUGGGACUGGAGCAUCGACGCCGACGCCCUGAACACGCCCAACUCGCCCGUCUUCGACCCGGCCACCGGCUUCGGCGGCGACGGCAAGCGCACCGGCAGUGACGUGCCGGGCUUCCAGCGCUGCGUGGUCGACGGACCCUUUGCCAACACGAACCUGACCCUGGCUAUGGGCUGGCCCGACAUGAACGAGCCCGGAAAUCGCCUCCAUUGCUUCACCCGCGAGUUCAACGGUGGUAUGGGCAACGACGCAAACGGCGAGCCAAUCAUUGGCGAUAUGCAGGCGGGGGCGUACAACUCCAAAACCAUGAACACCAUCUACGCCUUCGACAGGUUUGCCGACAUGGUUGAAAUGCUCGAGGGCUUGCCGCACGCACAGAUCCACAGCAUCAUCUUUGGCGACAUGGGUCCCGCCACCUCGCCCAAUGAGCCUCUAUUUUUCCUGCACCACGCCAACGUUGACCGUGCUUGGGCCAAGUGGCAGGGCCGCAACGACACCCGACUGGCUGACUACAAUGGCUUUCAAGACUCCGACAAGACCAUUCCGGCCUCGAUCAACGACGCCAUGCCCAUUAUGGACCUUGCUGACACUCAACCUAUUGUUAAGGACUACAUGGACAUCCAGGCUGGCCCCUUGUGUUAUACUUACUCAUCUAUGUAA